CGCGCUCAUAUACUAUUCGCAUCUAUACUCGCUGCUUGCCCGCGAGGGAAUCUCUACUCCUCACUCUCUUCUUGCAAAAUCCCCCCGUCUCUCUCUGUCUCUCUGGUUGCUCCAAUGGCUUCCUUACUGAGUAGAGACCAGUACGUGUACAUGGCGAAGCUCGCGGAGCAAGCCGAGCGCUACGAAGAAAUGGUCCAGUACAUGGAGAACCUGGUGACAGGCUCCAACCAGGUCUCCGAGCUCACAGUGGAGGAGCGCAACCUCCUCUCCGUCGCCUACAAGAACGUUAUCGGCUCGCUCCGUGCCGCUUGGCGCAUCGUGUCCUCGAUCGAGCAGAAGGAGGAGGGCCGCAAGAACGAGGAUCGCGUCGCGCUUGUCAAGGACUAUCGCUCCAAGGUCGAGUCGGAACUCUCAGAGGUCUGCGCCGGGAUUCUGAGGCUGAUUGACUCGCAUCUGGUUCCGUUGGCUUCGACCAGCGAGUCCAAGGUGUUUUACCUGAAGAUGAAGGGGGACUACCACCGCUACUUGGCUGAGUUCAAGAUCGGAGACGAGAGGAAAGCGGCGGCUGAGGAUACUAUGCUGGCUUACAAAACAGCUCAUGAUCUAGCACUUACCGAUCUUGCUCCGACACACCCUAUAAGGCUCGGGCUGGCGCUUAACUUCUCAGUUUUUUACUAUGAGAUUCUGAAUUCGUCAGAGAAAGCUUGUAACAUGGCAAAGCAGGCCUUUGAGGAAGCUAUUGCUGAGCUGGACACAUUGGGUGAGGAAUCCUACAAGGAUAGCACGCUCAUCAUGCAAUUGCUGAGGGACAACCUUACUCUUUGGACUUCAGACAUGCAGGAGCAGAUGGAUGAGGCAUAACUAAUGAAAUGUUGUGCUUCUCGGAGGAGGUGGGCUUGAAUGUCAUAAAUUAUCUGUAAUCUGUGUAAUGCUGAUGAACUUUGUCUUUCUAUAUACACCAUGUUCAUAGGAUGAUUUGUUUUAAUUUUUUUUUCUUUUUUGUGAUUUUGUGGCUUAAAUCACACUCCUGAUAGUUUUCUUACACUUGCUUUAUUUUUAUUUUCUUAUUGAUUCCAAAUGUCUCUAGUAGUAUCAACUGGAGGUGUGUAAAUGACUUCAUCAAAGAUAAUUUGUAAUACCCAGUUUGAUUCCCA
Messenger RNA from Carya illinoinensis, 1154 nucleotides. RefSeq names its product 14-3-3-like protein GF14 kappa. Gene Ontology annotation, biological process: signal transduction. The coding region runs from base 115 to 861 and encodes 248 amino acids. Gene Ontology annotation, cellular component: cytoplasm. The record is from RefSeq and is a predicted model, not a curated record. Lineage: Eukaryota; Viridiplantae; Streptophyta; Magnoliopsida; Fagales; Juglandaceae. The transcript has 4 exons.